Branchiostoma floridae (Florida lancelet) is the source of this 3474-nucleotide messenger RNA. Its product is annotated as poly [ADP-ribose] polymerase tankyrase-2-like. NCBI's taxonomy places the organism in Eukaryota, Metazoa, Chordata, Leptocardii, Amphioxiformes, Branchiostomatidae. The transcript has 6 exons. The coding region runs from base 283 to 3045 and encodes 920 amino acids. Gene Ontology annotation, molecular function: protein binding. The record is from RefSeq and is a predicted model, not a curated record.
GUAUAAAAAACUGACUCACGCGUCCUAGUUUCUCAGAAAAACUGAGAAGGGGAAAGAGAAGUGUAGUCAUCUGGCCGACUGAAGAAUCUUCCUCCAGAAGUUCGUAGAGACGUCGACUGUUACUUUCUUUGCAUUGGUCAAAGGCGGUUUUGGACUUGGUUUCAGGCGGUUAGAAGUAGUUUUUGAAGACGAAAACAGAUUUGGGAGAGGACGGGUUGGUCUAAUCUGGACAGGAGGAAGUAAGGAUACAUUCCGGUAAACUUUUUCGUUCCACCAACAAACAUGGAUUUCAUCAAGGAUUUCUGCAAGGGUUCGUUUGGAUCCUAUCUGUCUGACGCUCAAGAAGGCUUCUUGGAGAAACUUCUGAAGUGUCUUGAGCGGGAGGAGAAGUGGACUAAGGAAGACGCGUGCUGGUUCUACUCCGUAGUGAACGAUGGGGACUUGAAGAACAUGUUGAAGAUGUUGAACCGCCAUGUUGGACAGGUGGACGCCAAGCUGGAGGUCCAGUACAAAAAUAACGACGAACUGAUGGAGUAUAUCUACCAGAAGGGAGACGUUAGACAAGUUGCCCCUGGGGUGUGGCAAAUGAUCUACGACACAGAAUACGUCACCCCGCUGUACGUCACCGCUAAGAACGGGUACGUGGACUGCAUGCGGCACCUGCUGAACCGCCAGGCGGACGUGGACUACGCUCCCAGCGGCUGGACGCCGCUCCACGCCGCGGUGGACGCCGGGCACGUGGACUGCGUCAGGCUGCUGUUGGACUACGGUGCCGACAUCACCACGGAGACAGACGACGGGCUGAUCGUGUUGCACCUGUGCUGUAAGCCUGGGGAACAGUACGUCAGGUGUGCGGAGGUGUUACUCAAGGCCAGCACAGAGCAAAUCAACGAGAAAUCAUGGGAAAAGCAGCAGACUCCUUUGCACAUCGCCGCCAGUAAGGGUCUGGGUGGGUUGGUGGGACUGCUCCUAGAGAAGGGUGCAGAUCCUAACGUUAGGGACCUGGACAAGGAGACUCCCCUACUCCUGGCUGCCUACCUUACCACUGGUGAAGACGGCUAUCUCAUGACCUGUCGGAAACUGGUACAGGCCGGGGCCGACGUCAACGUUCAGGAUAGCGAAAACCAAAUCGCUCUCCACAAAGCCUGUCGUAAUGGUGACGACAGAAUGGCGACGCUUCUGGCCGUCAGUGGGUCCGACAUCAACCACAGAGAUUAUUACUUUAAGACCCCGCUGUUUGAAGCCAUAGCGGCCUCAGAGCUUCUUGCCCGAGGUUACUCCAAGGACGCAGUCAAGGGCAAACCGGAGGGCUGUGUCCAGGCCAUGGUCAACAACGGCGCCUGGAGAGUCUACCCGACGGAGUUUCACCAGAUUCUGGCGCAGUGCGCCGGACAUCCGCCCACCAUCGAAGUGCUGGUCAACUCGUACGCCUCCGUGCACAUCACCGCUCUGUGGCGGGAGUCCAUCCCUGAUGACGUCAUGGAAGAACAUGGCGACUUCUACAGGGCGUUUCUGAGUCUCGGGAAAAGUCCCGCCACGCUGCAACAUCUCGCGAGAAGCUCGCUGAGGAAAGUUUUUGGAAAGAAAUGUCAGAAGGUUGUUGACGGGUUAGCUAUAGCUCCGGGACUGAAGAAGUACAUUCUCCUUGUUCCGGGGGAGGCAGGGAUGCACACAUUUUGGACAAACGCGCCUUUUUCGUCAGGACUGUACAAAAAAUUGCUGAUAUGUUAUAAUUACAAGCACAAUAAUCCAUGUAAGCGAGAAAUCAUGGCAACGCCGUCUACAGAGCUAGAGAUACAAAGCUCUAUUGCAUUAUAUGAUAUUUUCAGGAAAGGUUCUAUAGAUGAAGUCAAAUCACUUUUGUUGGCAGGAAUUGUGUCCGCCAAUGCAGCCGUGGAAACGCCGGAGAAAGACGACGACGAGCUGGUGGAAUAUGUUUUGAAGAAAGGCGAGAUAAGGUUUGUGGGACAAGGUCUGUGGUCCAUGUCUUAUGUGACAGAAGUGACUACUCCGCUCUUCAUAGUGGUGUCCAACGGCCAUGUGGACUGCGCUUCCUACCUACUCCGCAUGAAGGCGGACGUCAACUACGCCCCGACCAACGACGCCCCGCUCCAUGCGGCCUGCAAGCUGGGGAACGCCGAACUAGUGGACCUUCCGCUCGCCUACAAGGCUGACGCGAAUCAGAUGAAUGAGGACGGAUACUGUCCCCUCCACCUCUGCGAUACAGGAUCCUACUACAAGUGCGCUAAAGCAUUAAUCCGCAGGGGGGCGGACAUUGAGGGUGCGUCCUGGUACGAAGGAGACAUGCCUUUACACAAGGCGGCUGAGAAGGGCUUGGAUGACUUGUGUAGCCUGCUGGUAAACCACGGUGCCGACGUGAACGCGAGAAAUGGCAAUGAGGCAACCCCCCUGAUCGUAGCUUGCGAGAAGAGUACGUGUGAAAGUAAAUACGCCAACGCCGUUCGGAAGCUGAUCGCUUUCGGUGCGGACAUAGACGCCCAUGACAGUGACACGGAGGCUGCUCUCCACAAGGCGUGUACAACGGCAGAUUUUGAGGUUGUAAAAGUUCUAGUCGAAGGUGGAGCCGACAUCAACAAGAGGGACUAUGACGGAAACACUCCGCUUUACCAUGCUAUCUGGUCAUCCACGCUAGAGGCGAAGCGGGACCUGGCACAACAGUGCGUCCGAUUUCUUUUCAGCUCCGGGUCCUGGGGCAUCUGGGCUGGGUCCUUCCAUAGAGUGCUGCGGUCAGUAUCCGUGACCCCCGAAGUCAUAGAGAUCAUCUUAAACACGUACGCGAAUAUUCCCAUCUCCUACAAGUGGCGUCAGAGCAUCCCCGAUUACGUUUACGAGGAGAACAAGGACUUUUAUGACUGGCUUUUCAAGAUGGCGCUGUCGCCUCGUUCCCUGAUGCACCUGGCCCGUUUCUCCCUGCGACAGUUCUUGGGCCGCAGGUGUUACCAGGUCUUCAACAGUACUAGUCUCGCUAUCCCUGACCGUCUCAAGCAGUAUCUUCUGUUAGAACCACAAGGCAUUGUACAUUAGAAUGAUAUAUUAUAACAUAUAUAAACCUUCAUCGCAUCGCCUUGUAAUACUAUUUGUUACAGUGUAUAUGAUUAUGUAACUAUUUUCAUCAAUCCUUUUGAAAGCUAGUCAACAUAGGGUAUAAUAUGGAGAUCAUUCUGCAACGCAACAAAACGUGCUGUUUUUUCAAGGCUCUGAUAGACUUAUCACGUUUGCCAUAUCUUUAGGAGACUGAGAUAAUGAUAAAACCAUGAUUGGAUAAUCUAAGAGUCGACUAUUGGUGCAGUGGAAAGUAUCCAUUUGUAACGUUACGCGCUAUCUGCGUUAAAAGUAAGAGUACGGGUGAAAUGUUGUCAAAUGUUAAAUGCAACUUCAUGCUUUAAAUGCGUGCAAAUAGGCUAAAUAUCAACUCUCAUAAUUCCACCGGGUGCCAUAAUGCCGCCAUGAAUU